This is a messenger RNA of Aspergillus calidoustus, 288 nucleotides long. NCBI's taxonomy places the organism in Eukaryota, Fungi, Ascomycota, Eurotiomycetes, Eurotiales, Aspergillaceae. The record is from the annotation of a GenBank genome assembly.
AUGUUUCUUUUCAACGGGGUCAUCGGCUGGGCUUUCCAAGGCCUAGUCAUGGCAUAUAUCACCGAGGUCCUUCCUUAUCAUAUUCGUGCAAAAGGGGUUGCCCUUUGCUGGUCAUUUAUCUCGAUUGCGAGUCCUGUCAACCAGCAUGCCAACCCCAUUGGCCUUGAGUCAAUCAGGUGGAAGUAUUAUUUUGUCUACAUCGUGAUUCUAGCGAUCGAGGUGUUGACAUUUUCCUUUGUGUUUCCAGAGACGAGGUAUUCCUUUGGAGGAGGUCGCUCGGGUUUUUGA